AUGGCAGAUCUUGUGACCACAGAUCUGGUCAGAGAAGACGGUACUGUGCUGACUGGACGGCGCAGAGGACCGCCGACUGCUCGAUUGAAUCCAGAACAAGCGGCCGCGAAGAGGCGCCAGCUCGAAGCCAACGAACAAUACGGAAGAGGCAAAGGCGUACAACUGAAGACCAUCAAGGAUAAAAAGCUGAAGACUAAGCUUCGGGCGCUGGAGGAUCGGUACAAUGAUGCUGCGCUUAAAGCCAAAGAUGCCGAAAUCCUCCUCGAGAACCAGUCUGGCUUCUUGGAACCUGAAGGCGAGCUCGAACGAACGUAUAAGGUUCGACAGGAUGAAAUACAGGAGAGCGUCGGUGUGGAGACUGCGAAGAAAGGAUUCGAGUUAAAACUGGAGAACAUGGGUCCAUACGUGCAUGACUACACUCGCAACGGGCGAGAUUUGCUGCUCGCUGGGCGCAAAGGGCACGUCGCCACUCUCGAUUGGAGGAGUGGCAAGCUCGGUUGUGAAUUACAGUUGGGUGAAACUGUGCGUGACGCAAAAUGGCUCCAUAACAACCAAUACUUUGCUGUGGCCCAAAAGCGCAGUGUUUACAUCUAUGAUCAUCACGGAGUGGAGAUCCAUAAUCUCGAUCAACACAUCGAAGUCACGCACAUGGAAUUUCUGCCGUAUCACUUCUUGUUGGCGACGAUUGGAAAUGCUGGAUGGUUGAAGUGGCACGACACGAGCACUGGAAAACUGGUCACCCAGGUUGGAACUAAGCAAGGCACACCCACGACUCUCGCGCAAAACCCGCGCAACGCAAUUCUACAUGUUGGGCACCAAAAUGGAACCGUGUCCUUAUGGUCUCCGAGCACGAGUACCCCAUUAGCCAAGAUGCUCUGCCACAGAGGACCAGUUCGUGCCCUUGCGAUGGACAGGGAGGGCCGGUACAUGGUGAGCACAGGACAAGAUAUGAAGAUGGCUGUAUGGGACAUCCGAACUUUCAAGCCUGUUCAUGAGUACCUGCUUCGACAACCAGGCUCAAGCCUCGCAAUCAGUGAACGUAAUCUCACAGCCGUCAGCUGGGGAACUCAAACGACCAUUUGGAAGGAUCUUUACAACAAGCACACUUCCGACGUGGACCAGAUCAAAGUGAAGUCUCCAUACAUGGCAGCAGGAGCACAGGGAAUAACACCCGAAAGAGUCCGUUGGUGUCCUUAUGAAGACGUUCUCGGCAUCAGUCACGAUUCAGGCUACUCGUCCAUGCUAGUACCAGGUGCUGGAGAAGCGAACUUUGACGCUCUGGAAGCCAACCCGUACGAAAACACCAAGCAGCGACAAGAAGCUGAGGUCAAGAUGCUACUCAACAAAUUGCAGCCAGAGAUGAUCAGCCUUAACCCUGACUUCAUCGGAAACUUAGAUACCGCAUCAAAUGAGCAGCGCCGGCUUGAAAAGGAUCUCGAUCGCAAGUCAGAUGCUCAGACCGAGAAGGAUCGCAUUGAAGAUCUCAAAAAUCGAGGUCGGGGUAAGAACAGCAGUAUUCGGAAAUAUCUCAGAAAGAAGGGCAACAAGAAUGUCAUUGACGAACACAAAGCACGCGUAAUGGAGUUGAGAGAGGAACAGAGGAAGAGAGCCAAAGAAGCUAAAGAGGGUAGACAAGAUGCUCAACUCGGGCCAGCCCUGUCAAGAUUUGCACGUCGAGCAGGCUGA
Molecule: messenger RNA, 1686 nt
Organism: Dissoconium aciculare CBS 342.82
Lineage: Eukaryota; Fungi; Ascomycota; Dothideomycetes; Mycosphaerellales; Dissoconiaceae
Product: BING4CT-domain-containing protein
Exons: 1
Coding region: 1-1686 (561 amino acids)
Biological process (GO): maturation of SSU-rRNA from tricistronic rRNA transcript (SSU-rRNA, 5.8S rRNA, LSU-rRNA)
Cellular component (GO): small-subunit processome; 90S preribosome; nucleolus
Molecular function (GO): protein binding
Source: RefSeq, a predicted model, not a curated record